Messenger RNA from Cladophialophora immunda, 801 nucleotides. RefSeq lists its product as uncharacterized. Bases 1 to 801 code for a protein of 266 amino acids. The transcript has 2 exons. NCBI's taxonomy places the organism in Eukaryota, Fungi, Ascomycota, Eurotiomycetes, Chaetothyriales, Herpotrichiellaceae. The record is from RefSeq and is a predicted model, not a curated record.
AUGGCAUCCAAACUGUCCACCCACGGCUACAUCUCCUCGAACGACAGCAAGUUGUUCUAUGAGACCGAGGGAAACUCCAGUGGGCCUGCGAUCUUAUUCAUUCAUGGGCUAGGUGGGACGACGAACGCCUUCCAGCCUCUUAUCCCCGAUCUCCAAGACUAUAAUAUUGUCCGCUUUGAUUGGUCUGGUCACGGCCGAAGUUCUACGCCAGCGACUACUAGCAUCGACUCCUAUGUAGGAGAUUGUCUGGCUGUGAUGGAUGAAUUGAAGUUGAAGGAUGUCAACGUCGUCGGACAUUCAUUAGGUGGCUUGAUUGCUUUACAUCUCGCAGCCAAAGUCCCUGAUCAGGUCAAGAGCCUGGUCUUGUUCGGCCCAGUCAGCCCACCUCCUGAAGCCGGCCAGCAAGCAUUGGGAGGCCGUGCCAAAGCCGUGCGGGAGAAUGGAAUGGUGGGAAUCGCCGACACCGUGGUCGGGAAUGCCUUUGCAGCCGAGUCGUACAAGUCAAAGAGAGGCGAGGUUGCACUAGCCCGUGAAAUGCUGACCAGGCAAGAUCCAGCAGGGUACGCUCUGGCCUGUGAGGCAUUGGCCAAGAGUCAGGCUGCUGCUUGGGACCGCAUCAAGGCGUCAGUGGCGGUUGUGUCAGGCAACGAAGACAAAGUGUCCACAGUUGCAGCUGGUGAGGCAACCACCAAGAAUCUCGGUUCGAAUGCGAAGCAGACCGUCCUCGAAAGUGUAGGACACUGGCAUAUGCUCGAAGCCACGCAAAAGUCGGUCGAGAUCAUCAAGAGCACCUUCUCAUAG